AUGCCUAAUUCAAAUUCUAAAGUGAAACUCAUCAUUGCAGAAUCUCCGAUGUUCCCGUGGAACGAAUAUAAACCGGCACCACUAUGCAUACAUAAUACAAAACUAACUAACUUUUCCACCAGAGAAGAUGAAGUGAUUAAGACUUAAGUUUCAGAAACUAAUUUCAAUAAAGUAACCAAUCUCAGAAUCAGAAUUGAUCCUAAAAGUGAAACCGAUGUCAAGAUCCUAUCAAAGUACCUAGCCACAUGA
Paramecium tetraurelia is the source of this 249-nucleotide messenger RNA. RefSeq lists its product as uncharacterized. The record is from RefSeq and is a predicted model, not a curated record. NCBI's taxonomy places the organism in Eukaryota, Ciliophora, Oligohymenophorea, Peniculida, Parameciidae. The transcript has 2 exons.